Molecule: messenger RNA, 632 nt
Organism: Daucus carota subsp. sativus
Lineage: Eukaryota; Viridiplantae; Streptophyta; Magnoliopsida; Apiales; Apiaceae
Exons: 4
Coding region: 90-383 (97 amino acids)
Cellular component (GO): respiratory chain complex IV; mitochondrion
Source: RefSeq, a predicted model, not a curated record
AAGUUUAAUUCAAGGGUCAGUUUUGUACACGCGCCCUCUCUCUCUCUCUCUCUCUCUCUCUCUCUCUCUCUCUCUCAUUAACAGUAACAAUGGCAAUGGGAGCUCAAGCUGCUGAGACGAUCCGCACAGACGUGCUUUUCGAAGCUAGAGAAGCCUGUUACAAGGCUCGCGAUGCAUUUUACGCGUGUUUAGAGAAAGAAUCAGACAAGAAACCAACAGAAAUCGCGUCAGUUGGAUUGCUCUACCCUGUCGAAUGUAAAAACCCUAGAACUCGAUAUGUUAAUCUGUGCCGACCUACUUGGGUGAAGCAUUUCGAUAGGCAGUAUUGUGCUAAAAAGAAGGUUAAGAGGCUAUUGGAUGAUAAUGAUUCGCGGAGAGAGUAAGCUUGGACCCUGAGGAAGAGGGCCUUGGUUGAUUGCUGUAGGUAACUUUAGGUGAAACCAAGGAUUUCUUGUGAUUUUUGUAAGGCUUCCAGUAACAUUGAGGGACGUCUACUUUUGAAGUUGUGAGAGUAUUAAAAAUGUGUCUGUUUAAUACGUGAGGAGUGCUUGGACAUAUGAGUGAAAACUGAAAACUAAAUAUGUAGACUUAGUAAGUUCAUUAUGUUGUAUAAUAUACUCAUUUUUCUUUCC